AUGGGAAAACGUGGCAAAAGAGCUGACCAUCAAGGAGAUGAGAGCAAUCAAGAAUCUGAUUAUACAAUUUUAAGUGAUAACGAAGAUCUCUAUUCAUACCUGAAGUCUGAUGCGCGCGAACUAGAGGCGCUACCCACCAAAGAAGGAAACGCCAGAAAGGAUUUCGUGUACAGUGAUGCGGACGACGACAAUGACAUAUCCGACUACGAGAUUCAAGGGUCCUUCUCACGCAACGAUCGCGAUUACACGGAUUACGAAAUGGAAGAUGACGACGAACUGUUUGACAUGGAUGCCGAUGGUCAUGAGGAACAAGAGAGCGAACCAUCCCGAUCUGCACAAAUUUCAUCGAGCGGUGCCACAGCCUCGAAUCAGCAAGCCCUCUCAUCUCCGUCCUCGGCUGGUGGUAAUCCUGCGGGUGCAUCUCGAAAGGGUCACUUGAAAUGCCGGUUCACAAAUUGCACCGAAUCGUUCAUCCACAAAACCGCGCUAAUCGUGCACGAACGAACACACACCGGUGAAAAAAUAUAUACUUGCAAUUACCCUGAUUGCAACAAGCAGUUUCAUCAAAGAAGUUACUUAAAGUAUCACGAACAAACGCACUUGACAAAUUCGGUGUUUAAGUGCGAUGUGCCGGGAUGCACCAAGCAAUACAGGUCGCGAUACACCCUGAUCUCUCACAAACGUGAACAUACCGGCGAAAAACCUUUCGUAUGUGAUGUGAACGAUUGUGGCAAAGCUUUCUCGCAGAGAUAUCAAUGGAUUUCUCAUAAGAAAUUACACGAACCAGGUGGGUUCGAUAGUGAAAGGGACAAAGGGGAUAAGAGUGGUUACGAGAGUGAUCAAUUGAAGAUGAUUGCUCAAAAAGUCUCCAACCAAAUGCCGAUGAAAGUGGUGAGAAGCGUAAAAGAUUCAGGAGAAAAUGCGAUUGGAUCAAAUGCGAUUACCCAGGAUCCUAAAGAGGAAUGUACGAGUUCGCCCGCCGAAGAUUCGAAGAGAACCACGAUGCUACUUAAAACCGAGGAUAUCUCGGAGUUUGAGGUGACAAAAUUCGUCUCGAAGAAUUCAUCAGCCGAAAAUGAGGAAUCCACUCAUUUCAUGAGCGCAAACCGCGUUGACGAUAAAGUCAACGGGGACUCGAAGGUCUCCGGUGAAAUAGGAUACAUGUCGAAUCAAGCUCAAGUCGAUGAUCCAGCCGCCGAGAAAAAUAAUUCGGAGGAAAUGAUAAACUUUACCGAAAUCGAUAAGUCAUUCGACGGUAAAGAAUCGAGGCAUUCCGAAAACUGGAUAAGUCUCGAUGACAACGACGAGGAGAUAAUCGACGCCCCAUCAAAAGUUGUAGAAGUUCCUGAUUAUUUCGUCUAA
Messenger RNA from Acaulospora morrowiae, 1362 nucleotides. The record is from the annotation of a GenBank genome assembly. Lineage: Eukaryota; Fungi; Glomeromycota; Glomeromycetes; Diversisporales; Acaulosporaceae.